Messenger RNA from Pectinophora gossypiella (pink bollworm), 1429 nucleotides. Its product is annotated as zinc carboxypeptidase-like. Gene Ontology annotation, molecular function: metallocarboxypeptidase activity; zinc ion binding. The record is from RefSeq and is a predicted model, not a curated record. The transcript has 10 exons. Gene Ontology annotation, biological process: proteolysis. Lineage: Eukaryota; Metazoa; Arthropoda; Insecta; Lepidoptera; Gelechiidae. The coding region runs from base 47 to 1387 and encodes 446 amino acids.
CAUUUAUUAACUGAAUAUUUCGACGUCCGGUAACAUUGAGAGAACAAUGAAACCACUUUUAAUAAAGUUUUAUCUCCUAUAUUUGUUCGUACGUGUUCGUAGUGAAUAUAAAUCGUACAAAGAUUAUAAAAUCUUCAAUAUCCAGAAUGGGGACGGUCUGGAAGAGUUCGUUAAUACCAUGAGGAAAUAUAAUACACCGCUCGGCAAUACGGUACACUACCGUUCACAUCGGUCUAAUGAAAGUUCGGUGAAACACGAGUACCUGGUUCAUCAUGAUGUGGAUGAAGGAAGAGUAUUCUUCACGGGAGAUAAAAAUACAUUACAAAUGCUGAUAGCUCCAGAAUUGGUACCAAUAUUUGAAGAGAUCGCUGCUUCUGCUGGACUAAAGACUACACUUGUUGUUGACGAUUUCUCAAUACAAAUCGAAGAAGAAAAACUUGCCAGACUUCGUCAUGUUAAUUUUUCUUGGAACGCCUACUAUGACGUUGACGAUAUUCAUGGAUGGCUGACCGAUACGAGUCAAAAGUACCCCGAAUGGACUAAGUUGGUGGUCGGUGGUAAAAGCUAUGAGGGCCGAAAACUUCUGGGUCUGCAAAUAAAAACACCCUCGCAGAAACUCAAACCUGUCAUUUUCAUUGAAUCUGGUAUCCACGCUCGAGAAUGGAUUGCUCCAGCGACGACGACUUACUUCAUCAACCAGCUGUUGACCAGCUCUGACCCUAGCAUCGUCGCCAUGAGGGAGCAGUUCGACUGGCACAUCUUCCCCACCGUAAACCCUGACGGAUACCACUACACCUUCACAACCGACCGUAUGUGGAGAAAAACUCGCUCAAAAUCAUCAAAUGGAUGUUAUGGUGCUGAUCCAAAUCGCAACUGGGACUACCACUGGAUGCAAAGCGGCACAUCGAAUAAUCCAUGUGAUCCCCAAGUAUAUGGAGGAUCGCGUGCGUUCUCUGAAGUGGAAACCAAAACUCUAUCCGAGUAUAUUGCUGGGUUGAAGAAUCUGACAGCCUACAUCGACUUCCACUCGUAUGGACCAUUCAUGCUUAUUCCCUUCUCAGAUUCCAAGGAGCAUAUAGAUAAUUAUGAUGACUUGGUAAAAAUUGGAAAAACGUCUUUAGACUAUGGCGAUAAAGUCAAAGUUGGGCCAAGAUACCGCGAACCGGCUACAGCUGCUGAAUUUUUGUACGCGUGCUCCGGCGCAAGUAUGGACUGGGUGAGAUUCGCCCUUGGCACCCGUCUCACGUUUGUUUAUGAGCUGCGAGGGGAACAAUUCAAAUGGCCAGAAAAGAAGAUCGCCCUUCAAGGAGAUGAAGUGACGCAGAUGAUUCUCGGUCUAUUGACAGAAGCUCGGAACAUGGGCUACUUUAAAGACUUCCCUAACUAGAACAUGUUGUAGAGCAAAAUAAAGAUAUUUUUUUUUAUUAAA